AUGGAUAAACUUGACUCCUAUCCUUCGCCUAAUUUCGAUUGUCCUCCUGCGAACUCCAUCCAGCUGUCACGGCCUGAGCCGUCGGGUUUAAGAAGCAACUUCCAUCCAAGCAUGUGGACUUGGAGCGAGACAGAAACACCUUCCGAUCACAGAUGGGCCCAGGGCGGCCACGCCAACUUCGCCCACCGACCGGCGACGGGACCCGUUUCCCAGCCAUCCGGUCGUGAAUGGUAUCACCCCAGACAACAAUGGUGGAGCAAUUCGGGACCAGCAGGCAAUCAUGGGAAAAGGCGUCAAAACAAGAAAGAACCUGAUUUUGUGUAUUUUUGUGACACUUGUGACCGAGGAUUUAAAAACCGAGAAAAGUAUGAGGAGCAUGUUGCUCAGCAUGUCAAGUGUUCUGUCCCAUACUGCAACUUCAUGGCACAUGAAAAAAUUGUCAGCAUCCACUGGAAAAAUACCCAUGCACCUGGAAUGAAGAAAAUUAAGCUGGACACAGCUGAAGAGAUUGCAAAAUGGAGAGAGGAGAGGCGCAAGAACUAUCCAACUGUACAAAAUGUUGAGGAAAAAAGAAAACUGAUGGAGGAACGCGAGAAGACUGGAGCAGUUCUGGAGACAGCUCAGUUUGGACGAAUGAGAGGACGUGGCCGAUGGCGUGGGAGAGGUAACUGGAGGUUUCGAGGACAACAGCCACGUAGUGUGCUUCAAUCAGACGAUUGCGUUGCAAAAGAGAGACCAUCACCCCUGACCCAGCCCAGCCAGAAUGGAGAUCCACUGGGAGUGCUGAUCAAAAGUGAUAUUGAGUCUGACAAAGAUGAUGCGGACUCUGAAUGCAGGACCUCUGGCCUUGUUGUGGCCCCCAAACAGAUGAGCACUGCUCUGGGGUCUCUUGUAGCCAACUAUGGCUCCAUCAGCGAGAGUGAAAGUGAUGAAGGUGUACAGGACUCUCCUAUCCAAAGGGCCAAAGAACUUCUCCAAGAAAAUAAGGAUUUACUUGAGCAGAGAAAUGAACCCUUCAGGAAUGCCAAAGCUUCAAUGCAGGACACUCAAGCUUCCAAAUUGCCAGGUCCUUGUUCAGGCACAAACACAUCAAACAACCAAAUAGGAGGAGGGAGAAAAAGAGCAAGGCGAGGUCGGGGUAGACACCAUGAUAUUCUGCAGACAAGGCGGCCCACUCUCCUCGAGAUGCUACUUGCCCCAGAUAUCCGGCAUGAGAGAAAUGUACUUCUGCAGUGUGUUCGAUACGUGGUACGCAACAACUUCUUUGGCCUAGAGCUCAAGCCUCAACUUUAGCUGAGAAUUGACUUGAAGCAAGCUGCUGGAAGUUCUGAACUGGAAGUUAGGAAGGGGAAGAGGACUUUGUCAGAUUCUCUGGUUGAUGUCAGAAAGUGUUCUAUCGAGGGUGAGACUGCAUCGAACAAAGCAACCAAUAGUUCCACAGUUUACAAGGAGGAAAACGUGGAGAUUGGUCCAGCUAGCGUGCCGUCAAAGAUGACUUUUGAGGACUGCUUGACAAAGAAUUGUCCAGAGAGAACGAUGCCAGCUGACCAGGUAGGCACUGGGAAGCUAGAUGAAAAAGCUGUAUUUGUUUCCCGAAACAUUCAAACUCACCCAGCAUGUGACGAAGCGGGUUCGCCAAGUGCAAGCACUGGCUAUGGAUCACCAGGCGACCAAGUUGGUUUCCAAGGUGUCGAAACUUCGCUGCCAAGUGUCUGUCUAGGCACACAAAAGUGCAAGAAUCCCCAUGUGGGCUCUAUAGUAAGUGCAAAGCAGGUUGCAGAGAAGGAGGAAGAAAUAGUAACCAGUUACCAACACAGCCAUGGUUCUAAGGCAAUUUGUGAAAGUAGAUCAACCAAUCAUUUUUUUGAUGACGAAAUAUGGGAAACGGCAAUUUGA
Messenger RNA from Nerophis lumbriciformis (worm pipefish), 1896 nucleotides. Lineage: Eukaryota; Metazoa; Chordata; Actinopteri; Syngnathiformes; Syngnathidae. The record is from RefSeq and is a predicted model, not a curated record.